Miscanthus lutarioriparius is the source of this 519-nucleotide messenger RNA. Lineage: Eukaryota; Viridiplantae; Streptophyta; Magnoliopsida; Poales; Poaceae. The record is from the annotation of a GenBank genome assembly.
AUGGCGACUCCGCCACCACCACUGAUCCUCCUCCUUCUCGUCCUCCUCGUCACCUCCCACCCUCGUGCCACGGCCUCCACGCCGCUCUCCACCUCCCCGUUCGACGCGGCGCUGGCCGCGCUCCAGUCGCGGGUGGGCUACGCCCCGCGCGCCGUCCCUGCUGCGCCGCGCCAUGACGCACGCCUCCUACUCCCGCGAGAACGGCCGCGCGCUCGCCGUCCUGGGCCUGGCCGCCGCGGAGUCCGCCGCGGCGCUCCGCGCCCUCCGCCGUGUCGCGCGCCGCCAGCGAGGCCGCCUCGGGGGCCGCGUGCGCCAGGGCCGGGGCGCACCUCGGGAUCCCGGACGUCGUGCGCGUCGCCGGCCGGACCAGCGCGUCCGCGCCGACCGUCGUCUGCGGCGCGCUCCGGGCGCUCGUCGGCGCCGUCGGGGAGGUGUUCUGGAGGCUGCACGCGCUCACUUCGUCAGCCGCCGUCGCCGCGGUGUGAUGUGAGAGGCCGGGCUGCUGGACCAUCCGACUGA